Messenger RNA from Vitis riparia (riverbank grape), 1049 nucleotides. Its product is annotated as ubiquitin-conjugating enzyme E2 4-like. Bases 171 to 722 code for a protein of 183 amino acids. NCBI's taxonomy places the organism in Eukaryota, Viridiplantae, Streptophyta, Magnoliopsida, Vitales, Vitaceae. The record is from RefSeq and is a predicted model, not a curated record. Gene Ontology annotation, cellular component: nucleus. The transcript has 6 exons. Gene Ontology annotation, molecular function: ubiquitin conjugating enzyme activity. Gene Ontology annotation, biological process: ubiquitin-dependent protein catabolic process; protein polyubiquitination.
ACCGAGAAAGGUCACUGGAAAUCACUGUAGACUUAUUCACUGGAGAAGACUCGGAUUUUACGUACAAAAUCAUCUCCUCAAUUCACUCAGUGUUGUCUGAACCGCGUUAGCGUCAUCUCACUCGGCCUCACACUGAAAGUCUCAGAAAGAAGAGGGAAAAAAAUAGAAUCAUGUCAUCCCCAAGCAAACGCAGAGAGAUGGAUUUGAUGAAACUGAUGAUGAGUGAUUAUAAGGUGGAGAUGGUGAAUGAUGGCAUGCAAGAGUUUUAUGUCGAUUUCCAUGGACCCAGUGACAGUCCUUACCAUGGAGGUGUGUGGAGGAUAAGGGUGGAGCUACCAGAUGCUUAUCCUUAUAAAUCUCCAUCUAUUGGUUUUGUCAACAAGAUCUACCACCCAAAUGUUGAUGAGAUGUCUGGUUCAGUUUGUUUAGAUGUCAUCAAUCAGACUUGGAGCCCAAUGUUUGAUUUGGUAAAUGUGUUUGAAGUGUUUCUUCCUCAACUUCUUCUCUACCCCAACCCAUCAGAUCCAUUGAAUGGAGAGGCUGCAGCCCUGAUGAUGCGAGAUCGGCCUGCUUAUGAACAAAGAGUGAAAGAGUACUGUGAGAAGUAUGCCAAGCCAGAAAACAUUGGGGCUGCUCCAGAAGAGAAAUCCAGUGAUGAAGAGCUGAGCGAAGAUGAUUAUGAAUCCAGCGAUGAGGCAGUUGCUGGCCAGGCUGAUCCUUAGUAGCUCCAUAUGCAUAUGCAUGCAUGCCCUUUGAAUCAUCUCGGUGUCUGUACAUGAUAUUCAACUUCUGACAAUGAAAACCCAAAGUCCUGGCAGCAGGAAGCUCUAAUCUGGAAAAAGUCCUCACCCUUCUGCCCUUUGUUUUCCGUGGCUGAUGUGUAAAUUAAUCUACUGGGUCUUACAUGUUUCAAUUAUUUGUUUUCUGUUGGAACUGAAGCAGACGGUCUUUUCCCCUGCUUAUGCAUGCAUACAUCUCUGUUAAAAUUUAAAAUCUGUAUGGUGCCUGAGGACACAUAUUAAAUCACACUAGAAAGCUCUUUGAUUUGC